Molecule: messenger RNA, 682 nt
Organism: Drosophila melanogaster (fruit fly)
Lineage: Eukaryota; Metazoa; Arthropoda; Insecta; Diptera; Drosophilidae
Exons: 2
Coding region: 30-578 (182 amino acids)
Cellular component (GO): extracellular region
Molecular function (GO): chitin binding
Source: RefSeq, marked reviewed
AGUUGAGAUUCUGAAAGAUUGCUGAAAGCAUGAAGUUGGCUCUGGUACUUUUGGCAGGACUCUACAUCCUCAGUGAUUAUUUCACUUCCGGACAGUCGUAUACCUACAAUGCAGAUGAAAUAUGCAUAUGCUCGGGUCAUUUGGUGAACGACUUGGUUCCGGACUGCGAAGAUUGCUCCGGUUACUACAUUUGUGGCGAUGGCUCCUACGAGAAGGUGAAGUGUCCUCAGGGUCUGAUUUUCGACAUUGCAUUGAACACCUGCGUGUUGGGUCAGUGUCCAAGAUUUGAUGGCACUUGUUCAGCAAACUCUACCGUCCCUCCGCCCGUCACCACGACCACAACGACUGCAGCUCCUGAAACUAUUCCACCUACACCUUCAGGACCUUGUGACAAUGAUGUGACGUGUCAAUUGCAAGAAAAAAGUAUCCCCCAUCCUACUCAUUGUCGAAAUUUUUACACCUGCUAUGGAAAAUGCGCGGUUUUGGGACUCUGUGAGCUGGGUAAAUGGUUCGAUCGGGAGGGGAAUGUGUGCAAUUAUUCCCAUAAGGUCACAAACUGUCCCGCCAACCAGGACUAAGACACGCCACUUUCAGGUAUAAAAGGGAAUUCUUUAAUUGACUUUACUUUUCCUCAUAUUGUUACCUAUGUUUGCGUAUGAAAAUAUAUUAAUAUUAUAUCAGC